Molecule: messenger RNA, 317 nt
Organism: Peromyscus maniculatus bairdii (prairie deer mouse)
Lineage: Eukaryota; Metazoa; Chordata; Mammalia; Rodentia; Cricetidae
Source: RefSeq, a predicted model, not a curated record
AUGAGGAAGAGCCAGAUGGGGAAGCACAAGAUGAGGGAGAAGGUGAUGGGACUGGGGACUUUGGUGACGACCUACGUGGAUGCCAUCAACAGUGGAGCUGUGCCUUGUUUGGAUGACGCGGUGACAACUCUGGCCCAGCGUGAGAACUCAGCAGCUGUGCAGAAGGCAGCUGACCACUCCAGUGAGCAGAUGGCCCAGCGACUGAGGCUCCCCACAGACACGCUCCAGGAGCUGCUGGGAAUCCAUAGCAAAGAAGGGGAUUUGUGCAGAAGAAUGAAGAGACCCCUGUGAAAUACUGCCGGAGAGCUGACUCAGCU